AUGGCUGAUUUCAGGAAGAUGGAUGUCAUCAAUUUCACUGCCUUGCCAAUGGUGCCAGUAGAUGAGCACCCGGCUGUCUCAUUCACCCCACGGAAAGCAAUGAAGGAUGCCAUGAGGAAGAAUCUGGAGGACAGUCCACCCUCCUGGCGCACUGGCUCCAUACAGCAGGUGAACCAAGGGAUUGCUGACACGGACCUGAGUCCCAAGCCGUUGGUGCACAGCCUGGCAAUUGAGAAGUACGAGAUGGAGAAGAAGGCUUUAAAAGGAGAGAGAAGUCGCGGCGGCUUGGGAGACAGAGAAAAGAGCGAAAGAAAAUCUCAGUGUAUUUGCAAAGGCUCAGAAUCCAGGAAUGUCAAAUCUUUCAUUAUCAAAAGGAAAACAGCGGACAAAAAUAUGCUGGCAGAGCUGUACCAGUAUCCACAGUUUGACGACUCUAAGCCAAACAACCUUCCAAAUGGGGUGGACUUCUAUGACAUGGUGGGCAAUGUGAUCCAGGCUAAGAGAAGCCCCCUUAGUGGCAAGUCUUUCUGUUCAGAUAGAGAAUUAGAGCAGUUUCUCUCUUCUCCUUCUGUAAGAGCCAUAUGGCUGGAUAGCUUCUGGUGGAUCUUUCAUGAAAGGUACCAGCCAAAGAAGGAAGUCCAGAGCAAGCUGUUCGACCGGAUAGCCCAGCACUAUGCCUUUCUUUUGUCUGGUGAAUCCAGGUCCCACUAUGAAGAGGCUCUCUUAAAAAGGUUGCCAUCACUUCUGAGUAAAGCCCUGUACACCAGCUUCUGCUGCUGCUUCCCUCAGUCCUGGUUCAACACUCACGAAUUCAAGUCUGACAUCUGUAACACCAUGAGCCUGUGGAUUUCAGGUAUAUAUCCUUGCCCACACAGCUAUAAUAGCUGGGACUACUCGAAACUGGAUCCAGAGAGAUUCCGGAGAGAAGAAUUAAUGUUGCAGAGAAAAAGACUGCUGAAGGGUAAGAAGAAUUCAAUGGAUGGCUCACAAAUACAGAAUACCUCAACAGAGCAUAAUUAUCAGACUCUGGUCUUGAGGAAAGCAACACAACAAGUCAAAAGGAUAUCAGCAGCAAGAGAACUUGAGAAUAUGCUUCCUAAGCCGUCUUACCCUGCCUGCAAAAGCCCUGAGAUGACUUCAAACCUCUUCAACAUUUAUGGGAAGAGCCCUCUGAUUGUAUACUUCCUCCUGAACUACGCCUCUCUGCAGCAGCCUGGCAAAGACGUGUUGAUGAUCAGGAGGGAAAAAACCAAGAGCAUCCCUGAGUCCGCCCUGACAUACGUUGAGGUCAUCAGCCUGACCCUGACCAACAUGAAGAAGCGGAGGGACGACCUCCACCAGCUGAACCGGCUUCACUGGAGUGAGUGGAAUCAUUUCAGUGCAUACCUGAAGGAGCUGCACAACAACUUCCGCAGGGAGGUGAAGAAUAUUGAUCAAAGAGCAAAAGACAAAAAACAGGCGAACCACAUGUUCAUCCAGCCUUCAACCUUCAUUGAGGACUCCCCUGAAAAGAAAUCUAGAAGAAGCCAUCAGGGGGAGAUUGCGUCUUUUGAGGUUUGUUUGAACGAAGACCAUGGGAAAAGUAGAAAUGUGAACACUUUAGGAAUUCUUAAUACGAAGGAAAAGGAGGAGAGGGAAAGAGAAUGGAAACAGAAAUUGAACUACUCUUCUUUCUCACCAUCAAGCCCUGAUGAAUUCUAUUCCCUGGAACUAGGAAGCCCCUACAAAAUCUCUGAUAUUUCUGCUACCAGAAAGGUCAUCAAGAAGUCAAAACCAAUGCAGAAAAAGUAGUCUUCCUUAUCCUCUCACCUUC
Messenger RNA from Balaenoptera musculus (blue whale), 1813 nucleotides. RefSeq names its product family with sequence similarity 227 member A (gene FAM227A). NCBI's taxonomy places the organism in Eukaryota, Metazoa, Chordata, Mammalia, Artiodactyla, Balaenopteridae. The record is from RefSeq and is a predicted model, not a curated record.